AUGAAAGCAGUAGCGCGGUCACACAGUCUCCUCCUAGACCACAUACCCACCGACGUCCUCGCUCAUAUCCUCGCCUUCACCUCGCCCCUCGAUGCCGCCAGGUCCUCCGCCGUCUCCAACAAUUUCCGCAGAGCCGCCGCCUCUGACGCCGUCUGGGAUCGCUUCCUGGCGCCCGAUAUCGACGCCAUCGUCUCUCGCGCGGUUGCCCCCGUCGAGUUCCCCUCCAAGAAGGACCUCUUCGGCGGCCUCUCCACCCGUCCCAUCCUCAUCGACGGAGGCGACGCGGUGACAAAACAAAAUCCCUCUUUUCUCGCCUUACCACUUCGCUUUUCAUCGCUGACGCCAAUCGUUCGAUCGCAGAGUUUCGCGUUGGAGAGAUCCAGUGGCAAGAAGUGCUUGAUGUUAUCACCGAGGAAACUAUGGAUUGUCUGGGGCCAAGACACCAGAUACUGGACCUUCACUCCCCACCACGAGUCCAGGUUCGGGGAGGUAGCUGAGCUGCUGGUCGUCUGGUGGUUCGAUCUCGGCGGCGUAAUCGAAACCACCAUGCUGUCUCCUCGAGUCACUUACGGCGCCUUCCUGGUCUUCCAACUGACAGAACACGCGCAAGGGUUCAGCUCGCCGGCGCAGGAAGCGUCGGUCCACGUCGGAGCUCAGGCGGCGGGAACCCUUGUAGCUCUGCAACUGCCUAUCGGUGCCGAGGAGGUGCGGACUCCGUGGAACAGGGAAGAUGGAUGGAUGGAGAUAGAGAUGGGGCGAUUUCUCAGUGAUCAUGAAGACAGAAGUGUGCAAGUGCUAUUCCAUCAGGUGCGGGUAAUGAAUUACAAGACAGGGCUGUUAGUUCAAGGUAUUGAGUUUAGGCCUGUUAUCCCGCAAUGA
This is a messenger RNA of Zingiber officinale, 879 nucleotides long. RefSeq names its product F-box protein PP2-B11-like. NCBI's taxonomy places the organism in Eukaryota, Viridiplantae, Streptophyta, Magnoliopsida, Zingiberales, Zingiberaceae. The record is from RefSeq and is a predicted model, not a curated record. The transcript has a single exon. The coding region runs from base 1 to 879 and encodes 292 amino acids. Gene Ontology annotation, molecular function: protein binding.